CCAAACACCAAACACCAAACAAGCACAAAACAUACUAUUAUUUUCCUUUGUGAGAAUCUCUGCAUUUUCUCUCUGCAUUGUUUUUGUUUCCCUCAGCUUGUGGGUCUUCUCUGUAACAAACUACCGACCCUUUCUGCAACCACUCAUGGAGACCAUACUCUCUUCCUCUGCUACCUUUCUCAUGCCUUCUCUGCUUCUCUUCCCAUUUCCCUUCCUUCUUUGAUCUUUAUUAUUCCACCCAACAAAUACUCUCUCCCAUUUCAGCUAUACACUUGUCCGUUGCCCAUGGCUCUUCUCUCUCGUCUUAUUUUCAUUUUCUUUCUGUUUCUGUGCGCUUCUGCCCAGCGCAGCCCUGAGAAUCUCGUAGAGAUUCAAGCCUUGAUGUCUUUCAAGCUUAAUCUUCACGACCCACUUGGAGCUCUCAAUGGCUGGGAUUCUUCCACCCCCUCCGCUCCUUGCGACUGGCGUGGAGUUGCUUGUACUAAUAACAGUGUCACUGAGAUUCGUCUUCCUCGUCUGCAACUAGCUGGUCCACUUAGUGAUCAGUUAGCUAACUUACGCAUGCUCCGCAAGUUGAGCCUCCGGUCCAACUCCUUCAAUGGAACUAUCCCUUCUUCUCUCUCUAAAUGCACCCUCUUAACUGCUGUUUUCUUGCAGUACAACUCACUCUCCGGUAAUCUCCCGCCAGAGAUCAGUAACCUCACCCAACUUCAAGUCCUAAAUGUAGCUCAAAACCAUCUUUCCGGUCAAAUAUCUCCCCAUCUCCCUCCAAACCUUGCGUAUCUUGAUCUUUCAUCUAACUCUUUCUCUGGUUCAAUCCCUCCCAGUGUUGCUAUACUCUCCCAGCUUCAAGUUAUCAAUCUUUCAUAUAAUCAGUUGUCUGGUUCGAUUCCAGCGAGUCUCGGUGAGCUUCAGUAUCUCCAGUUUCUCUGGCUGGAUUUUAAUCUUUUACAAGGGACUAUACCAUCAGCCGUUGCAAAUUGUUCUUCGCUUGUGCAUUUGAGCGCAACUGGUAAUACACUUAGAGGUGUGAUCCCGGCGGCCAUAGGAGCGCUUCCUAAACUACAAGUCCUUUCUCUUUCACAAAAUAACCUCUCUGGUUCAGUUCCGUCGUCUAUGUUCUGCAAUAUAUCGAUUUAUCCGCCGUCGCUGCGGAUCGUGCAACUCGGGUUCAAUGCAUUUACAGAAGUUGUUGGGCCUCAGUCAGGGGAUUGUUUUAGUGUUUUGCAGGUUUUGGAUCUUCAAAGGAACAAAAUACGCGGCUUGUUUCCUUUAUGGUUAACAAAGGUGGCUACUUUGACAUCGUUGGAUUUUUCAGGAAAUUCAUUUUCGGGUUUGAUUCCGCCGGAGAUUGGAAAUAUGUUGAGGUUGGAACAGUUAAAGAUGGCCGACAAUUCUUUCAGUGGCGUCGUUCCAGCGGAGAUAAAACAAUGUAAGUCAUUGCGUGUUCUUGAUCUUGAAGGGAACCUCUUUUCAGGGGAAAUUCCUGUAUUCUUGGGUGAUAUAAGAGGUUUGAAGGAGUUAUCUCUUGGUGCAAAUCAGUUCUCUGGUUCAGUUCCUGAGACUUUCCGGAAUCUCACAGAACUUGAAACCUUAAGUUUACGUGACAAUGGUUUGAAUGGAAGCUUGCCAGAGGAGCUUAUGGGGUUGAGCAAUUUGACCACAUUGGACGUCAGUGGAAACAGUUUCUCCGGUGAAAUUCCAGUAAACAUUGGGAACUUGAGUCGGAUAAUGUCACUGAAUUUGAGUGGAAAUUUCUUUUCAGGGAAGAUUCCAGGUAGCUUAGGAGAAUUGUUGAGGCUGACUACACUUGAUUUGAGCAAACAGAAACUCUCUGGUCAGUUGCCACCAGAGCUUUAUGGCUUGCCAAAUUUACAAGUCAUUGCUUUGCAGGAAAAUGUGUUGUCCGGGGAUGUUCAUGAAGGAUUCAGUAGUUUGACGGGUUUACGCUACUUGAACCUCAGUUCCAAUGCCUUAUCAGAGCUUGGUGACUGCUCUGAUAUUGAAAUACUUGAGUUGCAAUCAAAUUUUUUAACUGGCAACAUUCCUGCUGAUCUCUCUCGCCUUUCACAGUUGAAAGUGCUUGAUCUAAGUAGGAACAAUUUAUCAGGUGAAGUUCCAGAGGAAAUCUCCAAAUGUUCGUCCUUAACUUCGUUGUUACUAGAUACUAAUCAUCUUUCAGGCAACAUUCCAGAUUCAUUGUCCAAUUUGUCCAACCUAACAUCUCUUGAUCUCUCCACUAACAACUUGAGUGGGGAGAUUCCUGCUAAUCUUACUCGAAUCACUAGCUUGGAAUACUUCAAUGUGUCGAGCAAUAACCUUGAAGGUGAGAUUCCACUGUCGUUGGGCUCUAGAUUUAAUAAUCCUUCAGCAUUUGCGGGUAAUGCAGACCUUUGUGGAAAGCCGUUGAGAAGAAAAUGUGUGGAUAUAGCUGAAAGGGACAGAAGGAAAAGGCUGAUUCUUUUGAUUGUUGUGGCUGCAACAGUAGCUUGUCUCCUGGCGUUGUGUUGCUGCUUCUACAUUUUCAGCUUAUUGAGGUGGCGCAAGAGACUAAAACAAGGAGCAGCUGGGGAGAAGAAAAGGAGCCCAGCAAGAGCUAGCUCAGCAGCGAGUGGUGGCCGCGGCAGCUCAGACAAUGGGGGGCCAAAGCUUGUUAUGUUUAACAACAAGAUCACACUUGCAGAAACGAUUGAAGCAACUAGGCAAUUCGAUGAAGAAAAUGUGCUUAGUAGAACCAGGUUUGGAUUAGUUUUCAAGGCAUGCUAUAACGAUGGAAUGGUGCUUUCGAUAAGAAGACUCCCAGAUGGAUCAAUGGAUGAAAACAUGUUUAGAAAAGAAGCCGAGUUUCUAAGCAAAGUGAAGCAUCGAAACCUUACAGUUCUUCGUGGAUACUAUGCUGGGUCACCAGAUUUAAGGCUUCUUGUCUAUGACUACAUGCCCAAUGGAAACCUUGCUACUCUCCUUCAAGAAGCAUCUCACCAGGAUGGUCAUGUACUCAAUUGGCCAAUGCGUCACCUUAUAGCUCUUGGAAUCGCCCGUGGACUAGCCUUUCUACACACAUCAAACAUUGUUCAUGGAGAUGUGAAGCCACAAAGUGUUCUAUUCGAUGCAGAUUUUGAAGCCCAUCUCUCUGAUUUUGGACUAGACCGCUUGACCUUGCCAACUCCAGCAGAACCCUCCACUUCAACAACAGUUGGGACGUUGGGCUAUGUAUCCCCAGAAGCAGUACUAACAGGGGAGCUCACAAAAGAAUCAGAUGUCUACAGCUUUGGUAUAGUUUUGCUGGAGCUACUGACGGGAAAAAGACCUGUAAUGUUUACCCAAGAUGAAGAUAUAGUGAAGUGGGUCAAGAAGCAACUGCAGAUGGGUCAAAUUACAGAACUGUUAGAGCCAGGAUUACUUGAGCUUGAUCCUGAAUCAUCAGAAUGGGAAGAGUUUUUGCUAGGAGUGAAAGUUGGCUUGCUUUGCACAGCACCGGACCCUCUUGAUCGACCCACCAUGCCGGACAUUGUUUUCAUGCUCGAAGGUUGCCGUGUCGGUCCCGAUAUUCCAUCCUCCGCCGAUCCCACCUCUCAGCCUUCACCGGCGCUUCAGCCCGAAACAUUUUGAGACCCGAAAACCCGGGGCUCUUUACGGUCACGGAUCUUUGACCUUUUUUUAAAAAAUAAAUUUCGAGUGCAACGGUAGGCAUGGGAUUUUUUCUUUUUCUUUCUAAAUAGUGGUACAUUUCUUUUUUUAAAUUUUUUUUUACAAAAUUGCCCUGAUUUUACUCAUUCUUCUUCAUUAAUGCCGGCCUCGGGGGGAAGGGGUGGGACCAGAGAGAGGAGGGAAAGUUCAAUACAUUUGGUCAACUAUAGGGGACAGGCGAAGUUAAAGAUGUCUAGGAAAGGACAAAAGUGGAGCCCACCAUUCUAUCCCGCCAAAUUAAAAAGAACAGGAAAGAGAGAGGACAGUCUCGUAAAGUCACGUGGCAGAGCAAGGCGUUCGCAGUGGAUGACGAGGAGUGAAAAAAGUAGCCGUUAAUGUUGUGGGGUCCAAGGUACAAGCUGGCAAAAAACUUACAAAAAAGAAGUCUUUAGUUUUUUGUAAGGGGUUUUGAUAGAGACCAAGUAGCGGGGCACAGCUUCAAUGAGCCUUUCAAUAUGUGGUGAAGCCACGUGGGAUGACCUGUUGCCCUCAGCUCCUUUUUUUGAAAAUGUAGAAGACAGAGAAGUGUGGAGUACAGUGGCGCAAAAUUUUAGGUCCCACUGGAACAGUAUGGAAAGAGAGAAAAUGAUGACUAAAAUUUCAAUUGAAUUGUUUUUUGGGUGGGGUAACGGCUUUAUUGUUGAUUUGAAUUGAAUCUGAUUCUGUCAUUAGUCUGUAUUUUUUUUUUCCUUAAAAAAAAAAAAAAAGAAUACAGAGCACGUAGGAGUAUUUUGUUUUUUUUUUAAAGCAAGAUAAGCUCUAUUUCUCCUGCGUGUUUUUUUGUUUUA
Messenger RNA from Manihot esculenta (cassava), 4475 nucleotides. Its product is annotated as probable LRR receptor-like serine/threonine-protein kinase At4g36180. Gene Ontology annotation, molecular function: protein binding; ATP binding; protein kinase activity. The record is from RefSeq and is a predicted model, not a curated record. Gene Ontology annotation, biological process: protein phosphorylation. Bases 286 to 3609 code for a protein of 1107 amino acids. NCBI's taxonomy places the organism in Eukaryota, Viridiplantae, Streptophyta, Magnoliopsida, Malpighiales, Euphorbiaceae. The transcript is spliced from 2 exons.